AUGCUGAAAAAUGAUGGCAGCUACGAGGGGGAUAUUCAGCAAAGAUGCGCUAAAGCUGACUCGGCAUUCAACUCAUUGACCACAGUUGCCUGUGAUCGACCACCAUCGCCAACGAAGUCAAGCUGCGAGUCUACCUCGCCGCGAUUCCCCUAUCAAUAUAUACGGAUCGAAGACUCGACGAUUGCUAGGUUGCUUUUGCCCGCUGGUGUGCAUAAGGAAGAGCUUUACGAUCCUAGGUGGAAAAGUCUCCCUGAUCCUAAAAGAAAGUUUUGGACGGAUGUGGUGAAGGAAGAUCUGAGGACACUUGGCAGUUCAUUCGAGACACCAAAUAUCUGCGAACACUUCGUAUUCAAGUUUGUUUUAUCAUGCACCACUUCAAACAAUGAUGGUUGUUUUUUGAACCAGUCGGUCGAUGUAACCUGUGUGGGUCGUGUGACAUCGCACAGGUACAAUGAGAGUGAGAGUGGAUCGAGGUACCAGUAA
This is a messenger RNA of Necator americanus (New World hookworm), 483 nucleotides long. RefSeq lists its product as uncharacterized. The record is from RefSeq and is a predicted model, not a curated record. NCBI's taxonomy places the organism in Eukaryota, Metazoa, Nematoda, Chromadorea, Rhabditida, Ancylostomatidae. Bases 1 to 483 code for a protein of 160 amino acids. The transcript is spliced from 6 exons.